Messenger RNA from Brenthis ino (lesser marbled fritillary), 6738 nucleotides. The record is from the annotation of a GenBank genome assembly. NCBI's taxonomy places the organism in Eukaryota, Metazoa, Arthropoda, Insecta, Lepidoptera, Nymphalidae.
AUGGCCGAUCAUCAUGUGGAUGAGCCGCCUAACAAGCGGGCUAAAAUGGUCCGGGAUCCUUUCCAGGGUCCCUCGGACACAGGAGAAGGGUUUUCUAACCUGGACAUGUUCGACCUUGAAAAGGACCUCCCUGAUGAGUUGAUGGCAGGUUCUUGGGGUGAACAACCAGGUGUCACGGGACCUAAGCCCCCGGCGCAGGGACCUGGCCCCGGGGGACAAAUGCAGCAGCAGCUAAAUGGAGAUGACCCAACAGCUGCAAUGCAAAGGCAAAUAAAUAAUCACCUUAUACAACAAGGCAACAAGGGUGGCUUAGUUGGCCACAACAACCCUUUAGGAUUGAGUAGUUUAGGAAGUAAGAGCCCUAAUUUACAGUCGCCACCAAAUGUGUCGGUCUCAAAGGACCUUAUGGGUGGCAUGCUUCAGCAACUUAUACCAAAUACAAGUCAUCCAAAUCAACUGCAUUCAUCUAUGCCAAUGAGCUCUAUUCAAGGUGGGAUGAACGUAGCGAACGUGGGCGGCAAUAUGGUAGUGACGAACAGCAACAUGACCGGGCCGAACAUGCUCGGCGGCGGCAUCAUCAACAACGUCAACAAGCAGCUGCCCACGCUCAUCGGCAACAACCACCACGCGACGCCUCCCCACCAUCCCCACGCGCAGGCGAUGCAGAAUGGUCCCCUCGGCGGUAGAGUAGGGGGCGUGGGCGGCGUGGGCGUGGGCAUGCAGGCGCCCAGCAUGCGCGGCGGGCUGGCGCACGGAGCGCACGCGUCGCACGCCAUGCACGCGUCGCACGCCGGGCACGCGGCGCACGCGGCGCACGCACACACGCGCAUGGGCGCGCCGGGCGGCGGCGGCCACCCCGCGGCGCCCUACCACCCCGCCUACGGGCAGCCGGCGGCGGGCGGCGCGGCGCAGCGCGCGGCCGGCGUGCGCUUCGGCCCGCCGCCCGAGGCGGGCGGGGGCGCCGCGCAGGCCGUCCCGCCCGCGCCCUCGCCGCAGACCCCCGGCGCGCCGGCCGGCGGACAGUCGCAACCGCAAGCGGCGACGCAGUCGGCGUCGGCGCAGCCCGCGCAGCCGCCCAACACGGGCCCCAUCGCGGACCCCGAGAAGCGCAAGCUGAUCCAGCAGCAACUGGUGCUGCUGCUGCACGCGCACAAGUGCCAGCGCCGCGAGAGCCAGUCCAACGGCGAGACGUGGCAGUGCACGCUGCCGCACUGCAAGACCAUGAAGAGCGUGCUCAACCAUAUGAUGUCGUGUCAGGCGGGAAAAAAUUGUGGCGUACCUCAUUGUUCAUCAUCAAGACAAAUCAUAAAUCAUUGGAAGCAUUGCAAUAAAAAUGACUGUCCUGUUUGCUUACCUCUCAAACAAGCAGACAGAACUAGAACAAAUCCUAUGAAUGCGGCUGCCGUAUCCCACUCGAGCACGGGUGUGGGGUCGGUGGGCAGCGUGGGCACCGCGGGUGGCGGCGGUGUGGGAGUGGGCGUGGGCUCUGUCAGCGUGAACGUAGCCACUGCGCCUGCGCCCAACGCCCUCCCAGCCGUUAACCCCCUUGGAGUUGGUGCAGGCGGCGUAUCAGCAUCGUCCGCAGCGACCGGCAACGCCGUAGGGGUCGGCUCCGUAGGUAACGUAGGGGUGGGCGUGGGCAGCGUGGGCGCGGGGGCGGACAUGAAACGCGCGUACGAGGCCCUCGGGAUCACGUGCCCUACGUCAGUGGCAGGGAUGGUGGGCGGUUUCGCGCGAGCGCCCCUCGGUCGUCUGCCCGCCCCGCGCGCGCCGCCCCUCCCGGACGUGCUGCCGCAACCGCCCAUGCAGCAGCUAUUCGCUCACCAACAGCAACCUGACCUGCAGCAACAACAACCGCAGCAACAACAGCAGCAACAACUUAUGAGUACGGGAACAUUACAAUUACCUGGAGGACCCGUCACUGCCAAUCCCGUUUCUGGAACGAAAGAGUGGCACCAGUCUAUAACGCCUGAUCUCAGAAACCACCUUGUUCAUAAACUGGUACAAGCUAUCUUUCCAACACCGGAUCCCACGGCAAUGCAAGAUAAAAGAAUGCACAAUUUAGUCGCGUAUGCGAGGAAAGUCGAAGGUGACAUGUAUGAAAUGGCGAGUACACGUUCUGAAUAUUAUCAUUUACUUGCCGAGAAAAUAUAUAAAAUUCAAAAGGAAUUAGAAGAAAAGAGACAAAAAAGAAAAGAGCAGCAACUUCAAGCGCAGCAAGCACAACAGCAACAGCAAAGUCAGCUGCAGCAACAGCAGCCUGGAGGUGUGUUAGCCGGCGGAGUAAUGGGCGGCGUCCGCCCCACGGCGCCGGGGGUGGGCGUCGGGGUGGGAGUGGGCGUAGGCGUCGGCCGGCCCAAUCUGGCAACGCAACCCGGCCUCCCGGCGAUGCGUAUACCUUCGCCAGGCAUGCCGCUCUCUAUGCCCGGCAAUCGCAUGGCAUAUCAACCCAACCUCGUUGGCCCUCCAGGACCUAGCCCUAAUCAGAUGCCGCAAACACCCAACGGCGGUAGCGUCGGCGGCGUGGGUAGCGUCAGCAACCCGGGCAUGUCGCCGUUCGGGCAGCCGAUGACGUCGCCCGCGCCUCAGUACCCGCUGCAGACCAACGGGCCCGCGCCGCUCGCGUCGCCCGGCCACAGCGCGGGGGACGCCAAGCGCAUCGCCGGGCCCGUCGCCAGCCCCUUCAUGAACCACACGCCCUUCCGCAACGAGACGGGCGCGCCGUCCCCGGUGGGCGCGGCGCUGGGCGGCGCCGCCACGCCCGCCACGCCGCUCGCGCACGCCAGCCCGGCGCCCGACGCGCGCCCCGCCUCGCGCCCGCCCUCGGCCGCCGCCCACGUGUCGGCGCAGAUGGCCGCCAUCACCGCCGCGCCCGCCGACGACAGCCCGCCCGACAUCAAGCGCGACCCCGACGACGUGCGCGUCAAGGACGAGCCCGACGACCCCGACCUCGGCGGCAAGGGCCCCCGCGACGAGACGCCCCGCGACCGCGACCGCGAGCCGGACCCCUUCCUCAACAAACAAGAAAUAAAGAAAGAAAUCAAAGAGGAGCCCGUAGAUACCACGCCUAGCACGGAGGGCGCGUCCGACAGAGGCCCCAAGAAAACGUUCGCAUUUAAACCAGAAGAACUCCGACAAGCGUUAAUACCGACACUCGAAAAGCUUUUCCGGCUCGACCCGGAAUCGGUUCCGUUCCGUCAGCCGGUUGAUGCGCAAGCGCUCGGCAUCCCAGACUAUUUUGACAUAGUUACGAAACCUAUAGAUCUGUCAACGAUCAAGAUGAAGCUCGACCGUGGCGAAUAUAAAGAUCCUUGGGAGUAUGUGGACGAUGUGUGGCUUAUGUUCGAGAACGCGUGGUUGUAUAAUCGGAAGAACUCGCGUGUAUAUAGAUAUUGUACUAAGUUAUCAGAGGUGUUCGAGGUGGAUAUCGACCCGGUGAUGCAGGGCCUGGGCUACUGCUGCGGGCGCAAGUACACCUUCAACCCGCAGGUGUUGUGCUGCUACGGCAAGCAGCUGUGCACCAUCCCCCGCGACGCCAAGUACUUCAGCUACCAAAAUAGUCUAAAAGCGUAUGGGGUUGUGUCCGAUAGAUACACCUUCUGCCAGAAGUGCUUCAACGACAUCCAGGGCGACACCGUCACGCUCGGCGACGACCCGCUGCAGCCCCAGACUGCAAUAAAAAAGGAUCAGUUCAAAGAAAUGAAGAAUGAUCAUUUAGAACAAGAACCAUUUGUGGUGUGCAUGGACUGCGGUAGGAAGCAACAUCAGAUAUGCGUACUGCAUCAUGACCAAAUAUGGCCUCAAGGCUUUUGCUGUGAUAAUUGUCUGAAGAAAAAGGCUGCGAAGCGAAAAGAGAACAAGUUUAGUGCUAAGAAACUGCCAACGUCGAAACUCGGCAUUUAUAUCGAGACCAGAGUCAAUAAUUUCCUUAAGAAAAAAGAGGCUGGUGCUGGUGAAGUGCAUAUCAGGGUUGUCGCAUCGUCCGAUAAGAUGGUGGAAGUGAAACCCGGGAUGAGGUCGAGGUUCGUGGAGUCUGGAGAGUUGCACGCUGAAUUCCCGUAUCGGGCUAAAGCGUUGUUUGCAUUUGAAGAAGUCGACGGAACUGAUAUAUGUUUCUUUGGCAUGCAUGUGCAGGAGUACGGUAGUGAAAGUCCAUCGCCGAAUACGAGGCGAGUUUAUAUAGCAUAUCUAGAUUCUGUACAUUUCUUCCAACCGAGGCAGUAUCGAACUGCCGUAUAUCACGAGAUUUUAUUAGGCUAUUUGGAUUACGCUAAGCAAUUGGGCUACACUAUGGCCCACAUAUGGGCCUGCCCGCCUUCAGAGGGCGACGACUAUAUAUUCCACUGCCAUCCGCCCGAACAAAAAAUACCUAAACCCAAGAGGUUACAAGAAUGGUACAAGAAAAUGCUAGACAAGGGUAUUAUAGAGAGGAUAAUUUUAGAUUACAAAGAUAUUCUUAAGCAAGCUAUGGAGGACAAUAUCUCGUCGGCCGCGGAGUUGCCUUAUUUCGAGGGAGAUUUCUGGCCCAAUGUUCUGGAGGAGUCGAUCAAGGAGUUGGACCAGGAGGAGGAGGAGAAGAGAAAGCAGGCUGAAGCCGCCGAGGCAGUGAUAUUCCAGUCUUCCGAAGAAAACGAGCAAGGCCCUGACGGAAAGAAGAAAGGGCAAAAGAAGGCGAAGAAAUCAAAUAAAUCUAAAGCUGCCCAGAGAAAAAAUAGUAAGAAACAAAGUGACCAGCAACAAGGCAGUGAUCUCAGUGCUAAGAUAUUCGCUACAAUGGAGAAACACAAGGAGGUGUUUUUCGUUAUUAGGCUACAUUCCGCGCAGUCUGCCGCUAGUUUAGCUCCAAUUCAAGAUCCAGACCCGCUCAUAAACUGUGACCUUAUGGACGGUCGCGACGCGUUUUUGACGAUGGCGCGAGAUCGUCACUACGAGUUCUCAUCGACGCGUAGAGCGAGGUUCUCAACACUCUGCAUGCUCUACGAGCUGCACAACCAGGGCCAGGACAAGUUCGUGUACACGUGCAACAGCUGUAAGUCGCACGUCGAAACGCGCUACCACUGCACCGUGUGCGACGACUUCGACCUGUGCGUGCCCUGCUACGACAAGGAGGGCCAUCCGCACAAGAUGGAGAAGCUCGGCCUCGACCUGGACGUGGGCUCGUCGCCGGGCGACAUGAAGCAGGCCAACCCGCAGGAGGCGCGCAAGCAGUCCAUCCAGCGCUGCAUCCAGUCGCUGGUGCACGCGUGCCAGUGCCGCGACGCCAACUGCCGCCUGCCGUCCUGCCAGAAGAUGAAGCGCGUUGUCACGCACACCAAGAUAUGCAAGCGCAAGACGAAGGGCGACUGCCCGAUAUGCAAGCAGCUGAUCGCGCUGUGCUGCUACCACGCAAAACACUGUAUGGAGACCAAGUGCUCGGUGCCGUUCUGCAGCAGCAUCAAGCAGAAGCUGAAGCAGCAGCAGGUGCAGCAGCGCGUGCAGCAGCAGCAGCUGCUCCGGCGGCGCAUGGCGGCCAUGAACACGCGCGGCGGCAUGUCGGGCGCGCCAUCGCCGCCGCCGCAGGCCGCGCCCGCGCUGGCGUCGCCGCCGCCCGCCAAGCCCGCCGCGCACGCACUCCCACACAAUGUACAGAAAGCGUUGCAACAGGUUCAAGAAGAGGCUGCGCGACAACAAGCGCCGUCGUACGGCAAGCAAUCGGCGAUGGGCCCGCCGGGCGUGGGCGGCGUGGGCGUGGGUGUGGGCGUAGGCGCGGGCGCGGUGCGCGGCGCGGAGUGGGGCGCGCGAUACCGCUCGCCCGCGCCGCUGCACCACGCGCCGCUGCACCGCCUGCCGCACCACACGCCCGCGCACGCGCCGCACGCGCAGAUGCCGCACCACGCGCAGCACGCGCAGCAUCCGCAGCACGCGCAGCACAACCCGGCCGCUAUACAGCAACGAGCCGGAGCGCCGCAGCAACAACAACAACCCCCCAUGCACCAGAAGGCACUCCAGCAGCUGAUGGCGACGCUGCGCUCGCCCACCAGCCACAACCAGCAGCAGGAGAUACUGCAGAUACUGAAGUCAAACCCGCCACUCAUGGCAGCUUUUAUCAAGCAACGGGCACAGAAUCAAAAUCAGCAACAAGCCGGCAGCGGCGUGCCGGUCGGCAACGUAGGCGUCGGCGUGGGCAACGUGGGCAACGUUGGCAACGUCGGCGUGGGCAAUGUGAACGUCGGCCUCGGCGCCGUGCCACAGCAGCAGCAGCAACUACAGCACAUGAUGCAGCCGCAGCAACAGCGGUUGCAGCAGAUGCACCAGAUGAUACCGCAACAGACACCAGGAUUAGGCGUGUCUGGUGUCGUAGGCGGGAACGUGAGCAACGUGUCGGGCGUGGGGCUCGGCGGCGUGGGUGGAGUCGGCGGUGUGGGCGGAGUGGGCGGCAUGUCGUCGGGAGCGCCCGGCUGGUUCAAGGGCGGACCGGCGGGCGGCAUGAUGGGCAUCCGUGGCGCGUACGCGGGCGCCAACACGGCGCCGCGGCUCGCCGCGCGCUACUUCCCGGGCGGCGGCGUGGGCGUGGGCGCCGUGGGGUCGGGCGUGCUGCAGCGCUCGCCGCCCGCCACGCCCUCGCCGCGCCCGCCCACGCCCUCCGAGCUGCUGAUGAUGCGCCAGUCGCCGGCGACGCCCGCGCAGCACGCGCCGCCCGACGACCAGCUGCCGCCGAUGACGCCGCAGGACCAACUCACCAAGUUCGUGGAGCAGUUG